Manduca sexta (tobacco hornworm) is the source of this 1347-nucleotide messenger RNA. RefSeq lists its product as uncharacterized. The annotation marks the transcript as partial. The record is from RefSeq and is a predicted model, not a curated record. The transcript is spliced from 6 exons. NCBI's taxonomy places the organism in Eukaryota, Metazoa, Arthropoda, Insecta, Lepidoptera, Sphingidae.
AAAACUAUUUUAAGCGGUGACAAAAUACAAUGUAUCAUACAGAACCUCUCUCUAGAUAAAACAGAACUACUUACAAACGAUGAAUCAAAACUUCUCGAUUACGAAGUUAAACCUAUUGAGAAAAUAAAACAAUCUCAAAACGAGAAACUUUUAAAUGAAUUAAACAAAAUUCAUUUGAAUCAUAGUAAAAAAAUAUCGAAUGAUUUCAAUAUUGUUAAUAACGACAAUAUUGUUGAAGAUCCAGUAAUUAAGAAAACAGACGCGCCAAUUAUUAAGAAGGCGGAGGAAUCAAUCAUUCAGAAUGAAGAAGAUCCAAUAAAGAAGUCCGUGAAGCCAAUAAUUAAGAAAUUAGAAGAAUCAAUAAUUACGAAACCAGGCGAAAAUCCCUUACACAAACGUCUACAGAAACAAUCAGGAAUACCAGCGGGAAUUAACUUUGGUUCACUAAUUGGAGAACUGAAGAGUAAAACACGCAACGCUAGUAACGGAGGAUUGAAACCGGUCUUUAAAAAGUUCGACGCUGAAUCGGACGCCGUCGAUAGUGUGCAGGACACUUUGAAUUCGGUGGGGGAUGAUAAGAAAAAGGUCCACAUAGAUGAAAACGAGCUGGGAUCAAAUAUAUUAGCGGACAGGCGGAACAAAUUAGAAACGGCAGCGCAAGGAUGGCGCAAGCGCGUUCCACAGAACGAUGCGACACUCUUCACCGUUGCUGGGCGUCUGGAACGCGACAAAGUGACCACGAACGUCGCGACGCCGCCGCUGACGCCGCCCAACGUCGCGUCGCCCAUGGCCGUCGCUUCUCCUGGUAUUCCACCACCGAACACAUUCAGAUCCCGCAAGCAGCCAUCAUCGCCUACAAAGAACGGGUUCCCGUCGGGCCCGCUGCGCUCAGCGUCGUACGCGGUAGUGAGUGCCGCCGCCGAGCCGAAGCCCAGAGACCCGCGCCCCGAUCGCGACUCGUUCAAACGCAGCCACUCCGUCAGCGAGAGCAUCAGCCGGGUUGACGAGAAAGAGGACUCCCCCGGCGCCGAGAGGUCCGGUUGUCCGGUGCGAGUGCCGCGCGCCGACGACGAGACAUUCCAAGCCUUCUUCGCGCCUCUUCAGCAGCAAGAGAGAUCUGAAGGCGUGGAGGUCGAUCUGGACGCCAUCGACAGUGGAUCUAGGCAGUUGCUCGCGAGCGAGUGGAGCCGUCGCGCCCGACGCGAGCGGCGCCACGCGGCCUCGCGCAACCCGCUCAAGGCACUCGCGGCCCGCGCCGACAUACGCGAGGAGUACGUGCCGCCGCCCUCCACCAACAUACGGGAGCAGUUGAUCAAGGAGAAAGGUAAACAGAACGCCCAUAAUAGG